AUGGCCUCGCCUGUAGCAUCCGCAGCUCUAAAGGCUCGAGUUAGUCGACCUUCGAUGCUAAAGAAGCUAUGCCGACCUGAAGACAUGCUUCACCAUUUCCCUAAUGGUGCCUAUAUUGGUUGGUCGGGGUUCACUGGUGUGGGUUAUCCAAAGAAAAUACCCACGUUUUUAGCAGACCAUGUCGAAAAGAACAACCUCCAGGGCAAGCUCCGCUACACAUUAUUUGUCGGCGCGUCGUCAGGAGCCGAAACCGAGAACCGAUGGGCUGGGCUCGACAUGAUCGAGAGGCGUAGUCCUCACCAAGUCGGCAAGGCCAUUGCAAAGGGCAUUAACGAAGGAAGAAUUAAAUUUUUUGAUAAGCAUUUAUCUAUGUUUCCAGUAGAUCUAGUAUAUGGAUUUUACACUAAGGAUAGGCCGAACAACAAAUUAGACGUCGUAGUGGUUGAGGCUUCGGAAAUCAAAGAAGAUGGAAGCAUCGUACCAGGCGCAUCGGUCGGCGCAACACCAGAACUCAUACAGCUCGCAGACAAGAUUAUUAUUGAAGUCAAUACGUCCAUCCCUAGCUUUGAUGGACUUCACGACAUUACAAUGACCGACUUACCCCCUAGACGAAAGCCCUACCUAAUUAUGGGCGUCGAAGACCGUAUUGGAACUACAUCUAUCCCUAUCGAUCCGGAGAAGGUUGUUGGCGUGAUCGAGUCCGAUUACCAAGAUCAAACGACGCAUAACACACCUGCAGAUGAAAACUCUCGUGCGAUCGCACGUCACCUGAUCGAGUUUUUUGAGCACGAAGUCCAACACGGACGCAUGCCCAAGUCUCUCCUCCCCCUGCAAUCUGGUAUCGGUAACAUCGCCAACGCUGUCAUCGGCGGCCUUAGCGAAUCAAACUUCUGGAAUCUGAAAGUAUGGACUGAGGUUAUCCAAGACACCUUCCUCGAUCUCUUCGACUCUGGCCGCCUCGAUUUCGCUACCGCAACCUCGGUCCGCUUCUCUCCCGAAGGCUUUAAGCGCUUCUACGAUAACUGGGAAGCAUACCGCAACAAGUUGCUCCUACGUUCGCAACAGGUUUCCAACUCUCCUGAGAUUAUCCGCCGACUAGGUGUAAUUGGCAUGAACACGCCCGUCGAGGUUGACAUCUACGCGCACGCCAACAGCACGAACGUGAUGGGCAGUCGCAUGCUGAAUGGACUAGGCGGCUCUGCUGACUUCUUGCGGUCGUCUAAGUACAGUAUCAUGCACACACCAUCAACACGACCAUCUAAGACAGAUCCGAUUGGUGUUAGCUGUAUCGUACCAAUGUGCACACACGUAGACCAAACCGAGCACGACUUAGAUGUAAUAGUAACGGAAACGGGUCUCGCAGACGUCCGAGGCUUGAGCCCCCGCGAGCGCGCCCGCGUCAUCAUCGACAAGUGCGCCCACGAAGAUUACCGACCCAUCCUCAAGGAUUACUUUGAGAAGGCCGAGUUCGAAUGCCUCAAGAAGGGCUGGGGCCACGAGCCGCACCUACUUUUCAAUAGCUUCGACAUGCACAAGGCGUUAUUAGAGGAGGGCAGCAUGCGAAAGAUUAAGAAGUGGUAA
Molecule: messenger RNA, 1581 nt
Organism: Daldinia childiae
Lineage: Eukaryota; Fungi; Ascomycota; Sordariomycetes; Xylariales; Hypoxylaceae
Product: Acetyl-CoA hydrolase
Exons: 4
Coding region: 1-1581 (526 amino acids)
Biological process (GO): acetate metabolic process
Cellular component (GO): mitochondrion
Molecular function (GO): acetate CoA-transferase activity; acetyl-CoA hydrolase activity
Source: RefSeq, a predicted model, not a curated record